Messenger RNA from Fopius arisanus, 5357 nucleotides. RefSeq names its product golden goal (gene gogo). Lineage: Eukaryota; Metazoa; Arthropoda; Insecta; Hymenoptera; Braconidae. The transcript is spliced from 14 exons. The record is from RefSeq and is a predicted model, not a curated record. Bases 279 to 4010 code for a protein of 1243 amino acids. Gene Ontology annotation, cellular component: cell periphery.
CACCGCUUGAUGCUUCUCCGUCCGUAGUAAAAUAUAAUCAAGUGUCAUUCAUACCAAAUUCAUUAAAUAUUUGUGCCCCAGGUGUCAUCAACUUUGACAUCAUAACUUGUGAUUUUAACACUUAUUUAUCAAUUACAAUUGGAGUGUGGUGGAAUAAUUGGAUUCUUUAAUUACAAACGCAAGGAGAUCGCCGAAACGAUAUCAUGGAAAGCCUUUCGGUGAUAUGGCACCGAAACUAAUAGCUCUCACUGGAGCGAGUUCCCAAUGACGAAGUGGACAUGAGUUGGUCGUCCAGAUGGUCACCGUUACGGAUUAUAAUUUUCAUUUUGCUAAAAUAUGGGACAAUGCAACCGACUUUGACGAUGGAGGAGACGUUGUUCUCGCGUCUGAUUGUUGCUGCAUCUCACACCGCAUUGUCCGGUGAUCUCGAGGUCUUUAUUAUGAAUUUGGGGAUGAGGACCACGACAGAUGCACCUAGGAUUGAAACAACAACUGAAGAAGAAGCGGAUAUUGUCAUGGAGCAGGAGGAAGGAGAGAUGGCUAACGAGGAAUACGACUCCUGGGUACCACCUACGCCAGAUCUUGAUCCCUUUGUUCUUAGAGUUAUGCGGCUGGAUGGAUUUACGUCGGAGCUAGUUGGAGAGGUAACUGUCGAAACUUCAAUGAUACAAGCUGGAAAUGUGUCACUCACUGUUCCAUGUGGAUUCUUCUCUCGUGGUGGAGCAUACUCCCUUGUUCUCCAACGCAGCUCUCUGCCACCUAGUUCAAAAUUUGCUGAUUUCAAUAAUAUCCAGGUAAAAACAACUUUAGACGUGAGAUGGCCAACUCCAUCCCUCACUCUGGAACCCCAACACUUCAACACUUAUCCCGACCAGCCAGUUUUAGCCACUCUAGAGUACACUGGAAUCUCAUGUGCACCCGCCAAGGGACUUCCAGUUGACACUUAUUCACUUCAACUUAUCUACUGUGGGGCAAGUGUCCUGUCCUGUGAUCCGCGAAAUCGGAGUAUUCCUCAGAUGCUGUACAACGAGGAAAUCCGAGGAUUUCCCAUGCAAAAAAUUUUGUACAUGCGUUGCGAGUUCUUCGGAUUAGCAGGCCACUAUGCAUUGAGGUUGAAACCAACUGAUGGAAAUUCAACUGCACCAAUGAUCUCCGCUUAUAUGAAGGUUGAAAUAUCAAACCAAUACGUCUUCAAUGUGCACGCAAGAUCGGUGUACCCCUGCGAUGGGAAUUCCGGGGGUCUUUCCGUUCUCUUCGAGUACCCAUCCUGUCGUCUUCAGGAAGAUCGUGUGAGGGUGUACGGUGGCCUAAGGGCUGACGUUGCAUCCUUAGCACCACCGUCAACCCUCCACUACGUCGCUGAACUUAAAGCACCACCUGGCAAGCACACACUAACAUUUGACUGUGAGAUAUUCACCGAGAGAUAUGUCGAGUACUGCUUCGUCUACGUCAGCCAGGCGAUUAACAACGCGAUGGCUGAAGUCAGAGAGGAUUGCAUUCCUACAUUUCCGGUUCAAGACAGUGAUGCGGGUGGCUGGGGUGAUUGGAGUCCCUGGAGUCCAUGCAGCAGUACCUGCGUCGGUGGUGUUCGCAAUCGGUACAGAUUCUGUGACAAUCCUCUGCCCCGUUAUGGUGCUAAAUUCUGCCAGGGGAAAGCUGUGGAGACUGAGGCCUGCGGUGGAUCCACUGCUCUGAAUCUCAACAGCAAUUUGACACCGAGCGACUGGGAGUGCAAUCAUGGAAAGGAUCUGGCAGUUGAGAGGCCCGAGGUUACUGCGGAAAUUGGCAACAAGUGCCGGUGUGGUUGUGUUGUCAAUAUCCGAAAUGAAACCGAGAGAAGGAUAUUGGCUGCUAGCACACGCGCCUGUCCUGGUCGAUCAUUCUGGUUGAUACAGGCUGAACCAGAAUACGCGAUCAAACUCCACUUUGAUCAAACAAAGUUCCCAUGCCCGGGACAGUACGUGAGAGCCCGAGACGGGGAUUCAUUGAGUGCCGAACUCUUAGCUGAUAUUGCGUUGGAUAAAAGUCCAUCAGAAUCUGGCACUAUAAUUUCCACCGAAGAGAGACUACUCCUAGAGUUUUUCAGUGAUGAAAUUGUGGUGGCAAGGGGCUCUUGUGUCGGUGGAUUUCUCGCUCAUGCUUCGAUAUUCUUGAAACCUCAGAUGGAAAAUGGAACAGCAGAUACAACCGCAGUCCUCAUUGGUCCAAAAGUCAUGGCUGCUGCUGGACGCUGGGCUAUGUGGCUUUCCCCAGCUCAUCUCGUUGCCGCAUCACUACUACUACUCAUGUUUCUAGUUUCCAUCUUCCUUGCUCUUCAGUAUGCCGUCAAAUACAGGAAAUAUCAGGUUGCUGAAGACCUAGAUAGCCUCACUGAUCAUUCCACUUGCAGUGGAUCUAUGCAGGGGUUGGCCAGACGUGCGAGAGCUAUUUCUUCAGCAACUUUAAUCUCAGAAGUUGUUUCCCUGGUUCGAUUAUCUCGGAGAGGAUCAUCGGGGCACGGACGUCUUGAGGAAACUACUGCUGAUCUUGAAGACGGUUAUGAGAGCACGGAGACUCAAGCCGAAGUGGAGGAAACGCAGAGCAUCGAGUCAAUUACCCCAAAACAAAAAGAUAGCGAUGAAAGCGGCUCGCAAAAAACUAUAGUACCGAGUACACGAAGUACUCCAUCGAGACGUUCCUCUGUAUCAAGUACCACAACAAUUGGCCAACCCGAGAUCAAAUUUGCCAGACCAGUUAAACUCCGUACAGUUGGUCCAAUAAGUCCCGUGUCCGAGGAGGCAUCAAGUUUGGAAAACGAUCGACGAUACAGCACCACAAGCGGCUCCAACAGUGCGAAUAACGGAUUUUCCCCGGCAAGUACAUCUUCUAACAUUUCAACUCUGCGCUGUGGUAAGGAAACCAAAGACAGGAGGAAUCGCGAGCGUCUCCUCCAGGGUCCAGGCUCUGAGUUCAGUUUAGCAAAUCCUGACACAGACCUGGAGCUCGACUACUACGAUUACAACGUAGUAAACGCUGGAGCAGCUCCAGGCUCCUACCUGGGAAUGGAUCCAGCGUUCCUUGUGUGGAUUCCACCCCUGACCCCGGAUUCAGAGCUCCUGGACUCCCUGAAGGAAGACCACCACUACGAGGAAAUUCCCGACAGAAUAACUCUCGAUACCGAGGGAACGUCCCUUUCCCCAGAUACAUAUAAAACUAUAAAAUAUGAUAACAUCACUCCCAGGAGACUAGAUCCCGGUGAAAGUCGUCUGCACGAUGAAAUAAUCUCAGAGUAUCGAGCACGUCUCAGCGAGGGAAUCCUUCCAAUCCACAGGAUUCUGGAGGAAUCAAGGACUCGAAUUAGCGAAGAGUCUUUAUCACGUCACAGUGACAACAAUCUUCAUGUCGACGUUAUCCCCAAUCGAUUGAGGGAUGAGGAUUACAAGGAGAGAGUUAUCUCCGAUGAAUUCGAAAGGCCCAGGAGUGCAGCGUGCCGGAGGGACGACGAGAAGAGAACUCCUGCUGUUAUUCGAAACAGAUUGCAGGAGUACGUCGAUAAUUCCGAGGGCAAUUCCGAAGUCAUUAAGAAGUCGAGUGAAGUUUCCAAGGGAUUUAUGGCGAAGAGGAAGAGUCUGAGGAGAGACUCCUCCAGGGACAAUGAUCGAGAUGUUUGCGAGGUAAAGGAGGAGUUUAUUCUUCCGCGAACUCCUGGAUAUCAGCGGAGGUUCAGGGAUAUUGCGGAUUUUAAUGGGCGAGAUAUGGGGGACAGGAGGGGAAGUAAUGAGAGCAUACCGAUGAGGGAAAUCCGGAGGAAUGAGUCACCCGUGAGGGUCCACAGGUCCAAGGAGGUCAAAGAUAUUUAUAUUUUGAAGGAGAAGGAGGUGAGCAGUCCUGAUUAUGGGGUUGAUGUCGAAGGCAAGGGGACGAGGGAGAGUUUCUAUGAUUUUAUUGGAGAGGAUGAGGAUGGCAUCAAGUUCGCUGAUGAUGACGAGGAGGAGGUGGAGGAAUAUGUUGAUAAUAAAGUCGUAGUGUAAAUUCGAAGAGCUUUUUGGGGGUCGAGUUUGGGAAUUCUUGGAGGCGAUUGCCGGGGUUUAGGGAAGAAUGACUGAAUUUUACGCAGCUCAUGGAAUAGUCUGCAGAAGGUUCUGUCGAGAUCUUUGGUGGACGUGAUUCUGGGAUAUUUGAGGAGUUCUGAGAGUUUGAUCCAGUUUUAUCGAAUGAUCCGGAUGAUGAGAAUAUAAAUUUCGACUAUAUUUUGGUUGUUGGAAUUCUCAAUGUGUAUCUACAUAGUUUAGAUGAUACAGAACCGGUUACUCGUGGACGUUCUCAUAUCAUUCGUAGGCUGAUCGUUCGGGUAGAUAUUUAAUUGAAUUAUGAAGGGUGGACAGAUAAAUAUUUCGGUAAUUAUCAAAAGACUGUAUUUUUGACGUAAAUCACGAGGCUUUACUUAGACUUUGUAGAGGUAGAUGAAACAAGUUACGCUUUUAUUUUUUUUGUUUAUUAUUUUCCAUCGAGAAGUAAAUUAUUUCGUUAUCACAAGGAAUGAUGGAGUCGAAUUGUGGACUCGCGAAUAUUUUCUGUAAAAUUGCUAGAAGCUGCCGUGAUCUAUAAUAAUAAUCCUGGAGAUCAAUAAUUCCCGGAAUAUUCGCGGAAUUCAAGUUCAAUUCGUUGAAUUCCAUUGGAAACAUUAUAUUAAUUAAUUUAUUUGCAAAAUUACUGUAGAGUAAUGUGUAAAUUAAUUUCUUAUAAAUACUAAUGAUAAGUGACCAGACCAAAACUAUUGAGAGGAGAACCUUAUGUGUAAUAGAAUAGGUUUUCAUAUGUAAAUCAUUCCUGAUGAUAAUCAUCUUCUAUCCAGACAGCCUCUAUGAUAUCACGUUAAGAGAAAAGAUGUGAGUUUAUCAUAAAUGUAUUUACUUACCAUUCCGUAUUUCUUUCUAGUCAAUUAUUUAUUGUAUAAUACAAAGAAUACGUCAGAGAAAUUGAUAUUAUAAAAGGGAAAAUAAAUUUUACAGAUCAAGUAGGUCCUCACUAAAUGCCUCACCACCUUUUAAUUUUCAAUUUUUAUUUAUUCGCUAUUUUCAUGUUGAUUUCUCUAGAUGUAAAUGACGCAUUUAAUUCAAUUAAUGAAUAAUUAAAUCGGGAGCCGAAAUCGAUCAAAGACUGAUACCGAUCGACUUGACGCGAAAUUACAAGAUUAAGUGGCAUUUGUUGGCUCAAUUAAUUUUAUUUAAAACCUAUUUAUUCUUUCGAGCUUAAAAGAUAAUUAAUUUACCUGUAAUUACGCCUCAUUGUAUGAUUACAGCCGUGUAUUUUGUAGUUGUUGAUUAAUAAAAAUAUUUACUAAAAAAAUUGAGAGAUGAUUGUCCGUCCAAUUAAAA